Messenger RNA from Musca domestica (house fly), 955 nucleotides. RefSeq names its product peptide deformylase, mitochondrial. Lineage: Eukaryota; Metazoa; Arthropoda; Insecta; Diptera; Muscidae. Gene Ontology annotation, biological process: peptidyl-methionine modification; N-terminal protein amino acid modification. The transcript is spliced from 2 exons. Gene Ontology annotation, molecular function: peptide deformylase activity. The coding region runs from base 178 to 897 and encodes 239 amino acids. Gene Ontology annotation, cellular component: mitochondrion. The record is from RefSeq and is a predicted model, not a curated record.
GUUGACGAACACUCCCAUUGUAACAUUUCGACGAUAAACAGCUGUCUUUUGUUGACAAAACAUACCGGUACGGAGUUUUUUUUAUUCGCCUGGGAUUGCAUAAACAGCAUAAACAUAAUAGUUUAACUUCUUUAACUUCACAUAUUAAUUAAAUAAGCACAAUAAACACAAAUAGCAAUGGCUUUGCAAAAAGUCAACCUUUUACCCAUAGCCCUGAUAAAUCACUCGAAACGUUUCUUCUCAACAACGACUCUGAAGUGCAAAACUUUUGCCCAAAAAUAUCGUGAAUUUUGGUCACCGAAAUCGAGUAAUCAACCUCCAUAUGGACACUUCACACAAGUUGGUGACCCAGUCCUGAGAUCAAAAGCCGUGGACGUUCCAGAGGAUGUUAUAAAUAGUAAAGAAAUUGAUUUGAUCAUAGAUCAAAUGAUCAAAGUUCUACGCAAAUAUGAUUGCGUUGGCAUUGCAGCACCACAAAUUGGUAUAUCUUUGCGGAUAAUAGUUAUGGAGUUCCGUGAAGGUCUGAAAGACAAAUUUAAAAAAGAGGUUUAUGAGGCGAGGAAAAUGUCAACACUGCCAUUGACGGUCAUGAUAAAUCCCACACUGAAAAUAACAAAUUACACCAAACAUAAACAUCCUGAGGGUUGUAUGAGUGUGCGUGGAUUUUCGGCGGAGGUAGAACGUUACGACUCAGUGACGCUCACGGGAAUUGGCAAACGAGAUACACCCAAUGAAUUACAAUUAAGCGGUUGGAAUGCUAGGAUAGCUCAACAUGAAAUGGACCAUUUAGAUGGAAAGCUAUAUAUUGAUCAAAUGGAUGGAAUGACGUUUCAUUGUACCUGUUGGGAAGCUGUAAAUUCAAAGGCGGGUCGUGUUGAAAUACCUUUUUAUAAAUAAUGUUAUUAUAUUUUUGCAUAAUUUUUAUUUGUAUAUUACGAAUAAAAGUUUAAAAAAA